This is a messenger RNA of Mus pahari (shrew mouse), 4413 nucleotides long. It is a transcript of the gene Rin1, whose product is annotated as Ras and Rab interactor 1. Gene Ontology annotation, biological process: signal transduction; vesicle-mediated transport. The transcript is spliced from 10 exons. NCBI's taxonomy places the organism in Eukaryota, Metazoa, Chordata, Mammalia, Rodentia, Muridae. Bases 380 to 2776 code for a protein of 798 amino acids. Gene Ontology annotation, cellular component: endocytic vesicle; cytosol. Gene Ontology annotation, molecular function: guanyl-nucleotide exchange factor activity; small GTPase binding. The record is from RefSeq and is a predicted model, not a curated record.
GAGUCAUCUGCAACCAGUAGGGGGUGCUCUCCCACAAGACUGACCCCCCCUGCAAGGCUGGAGUCGAUGAGCCAGUGACCACAGACUUCUUAAGGUGACCCAGGGGUGCGGCUCAGGUCUAUGGGAACUUGGCCGGUCCGGCUUAACCCUUCCAUCUCCCACUGCCUAGUGUGAGGAGGCUGCAGAAGGUGCUGUGUGGAGGUGGUCCUCCCUCAGCCAGGGCCUGAUGAUGACACUGGCAUGGAGGGCUCCUCUGCCAUUCAAGACUGUUUAAGAGUAGAAGAGGUGGACACUGGCUGCAUGGAGUGGACAUACAAGAGUUAACUGGCAGGGUGUGACAGGGCGAACCGCCUUCAGGAAGUGUUACUCACCGCCAGGAAUGUGCACGCCUGUGCCUUGGGGGUUGGAUUGUCUUCCUGAGUCCCAGGAGAAGCUGAAGGAGCUCCCAGCCAUGGAAGACCCUGGUGAGACCGGAGAACACCCUCUGGGAGCCACCAGCCUGAACUUUGUACCUGGGCACCAACAGAAAGAAAAGCCAUCUCCAGACCCACUGUAUGACACACCUGAUGUCAGAGGGGUACAGGCAGGCGGGUCCCAACAACCAGCGCGUACUGUGAGCCUGCGGGAGCGGCUGCUGAUCACCCGGCCUGUGUGGUUACAGCUGCGGGCCAACGCUGCAGCCGCGCUGCACGUGCUGAGGACCGAGCCUCCGGGGACCUUCCUGGUGCGGAAAUCUAACACUCGCCAGUGCCAGGCUCUGUGUGUGCGGCUGCCAGAAGCUAGUGGCCCCUCUUUUGUCUCCAGCCACUAUAUCGAAGAGAGUCCUGGCGGCAUCUCUUUGGAGGGCUCAGAGCUCAUGUUCCCUGACCUUGUGCAGCUCAUCUGUGGAUACUGCUGUACCAGGGACAUUCUUCUCCUCCCUCUCCGACUCCCCAGAGCCAUUCAUCAGGCAGUCACCCACAAAGAGCUGGAGGCCAUCUCCCAUCUGGGCAUGGAGUUCUGGAGUUCCUCACUCAACACCAAGGACCAACAGAGGCCUUCGGAAGCCCCACCCAUACCCCGGCUGAAGGCUCGCUCCCCUCAAGAGCUGGAUCAGGGCACCGGUGCUGCCCUCUGCUUCUUCAACCCCCUCUUCCCCGGGGAUCUGGGCCCCACCAAACGAGAGAAAUUCAAGAGGAGUUUCAAAGUGCGUGUGUCCACAGAGACCUCCAGCCCUCUGUCUCCACCUGCUGUGCCGCCUCCCCCGGUCCCGGUGCUGCCAGGGACAUCUUCCAGCCAAACGGAAAGACUGCCCCCUCGACAGCCGCUGCAGAGGGAGAGCUCAGUGGGAUAUCGUGUGCCAGGAAGUGCUGCCGGCCCAAGUCUUCCUCCCCUACCUUCCCUUCAGGAGGUGGACUGCUGCUCUCCCAGCAGCUCAGAGGAGGAGGGCUCUUCAGGAAGCCCUACAACCUCCCCACGCCUAAGCCGCCCAAGGCACCGGCGGCCUCUGCUUCGGUCCAUGAGUUCUGCUUUCUGCUCUCUGCUGGCACCGGAGAGGCAGGUGGGCCGGGCAGCCACAAUGCUAAUGCAAAACCGAUACACAGCCGUGGGUCAGCUAGUGCAGGACCUACUGACCCAGGUUCGGGCUGGUCCGGAGCCCCGAGAGUUGCAGGGCAUCCGCCAGGCCCUGAGUCGGGCUCGGGCCAUGCUGAGCGCAGAGCUGGGCCCUGAGAAGCUGCUACCACCGGAGCAGCUGGAAUUGGUCCUGGAGAAGUCCCUGCAUCGCUCUGUUCUCAAGCCUCUUCGACCCAUUCUAGCUGCCCGCCUGCGGCACCGGCUUUCCACAGAUGGUUCCCUUGGCCGCCUAGCUGAGGGCUUCCGCCUGGCCCGGACCCAGGGACCCGGAGCCUUCGGGUCCCACCUGACCCUUUCUUGCCCAGUGGAGACAGAGCAGGUGCGCCAGAAGCUGCUGCAGCUCCUUCGUGCCUACUCGCCUAGUGCCCAGGUCAAGUGGCUCCUGCAGGCCUGCAAGUUGUUAUACACAGCCCUGAAAACCCAGGCAGGAGAGAACGCAGGCGCUGAUGAGUUCCUGCCUCUGCUGAGCCUUGUUUUGGCCCAGUGCGACCUUCCUGACCUCCUGUUAGAAGCUGAGUACAUGUCAGAGCUGCUGGAACCCACCCUGCUCACUGGAGAGGGUGGCUACUACCUGACGAGCCUCUCAGCAAGCCUGGCCUUGUUGAGUGGCCUAAGCCAGGCCCGCGCACUGCCACUCAGCCCGGCACAGGAGCUCCAGCGCUCCCUGACCCUCUGGGAACAGCGCCGCCUGCCGGCCACCCACAGCUUCCAGCAUCUCCUCCGAGUAGCCUACCAGGACCCCAGCACAGGUUGCACCUCCAAGACCCUGGCUGUGCCCCCAGGGUCUUCGAUUGCCACGUUGAGCCAACUCUGUGCUACCAAGUUCCGAGUGACCCAACCAGAUGUGUUUGGCCUCUUCCUCUACAAGGACCAGGGCUACCAUCGCCUGCCCCCUGAAGCCCUGGCCCACAGGCUUCCUGCAACUGGCUACCUCAUCUAUCGCCGGGCAGAACGCCCUGAGACCCAGGGGCCUGUAGCGGAGAAGGCAGAGACAGGCAGCAAGAGGCCAGAGGCGGGAGCAUGGGAGGAGGUGACAGGGGGUCUGAACAGUGAGGGGAAACCUCAGAUAGCUGUUGACCAAGAAGGCAAGGAUCAGGCCCCAGGAGGCCACAUAGGGCCAGAGGAACAGAAGGCGGAGGGAAGCCAGGCUUUGGUAGAGUAGCUAGGAAGAACUGAAGGGGUUCCCUGGGCCCCCGGAACCUCUGAGUCCACUCUUCCCAGCUGCCGAGCGUCCUUUACCACCCACCCACAGUUCUCUGUGGUGUCUGCCACCGCCUCUAGCCGAUCUUCAUGAGUCCACCGCUAGGGAACAGGGAGCUGGCCAUAUAGACCAGAGCAGCGUUAAGAGAGCUGGGAGACUCACAGACCCUCUGUUCAAGGUCCCUGGCUUCUGUCUCCCCAUAGCCCACAGGGAUAAAUGUGUCUGGUAAGGGGACAAUCCACCUGAUAGCCAUAGGGGCAUAGUGGGAGGGUAGUCCCAGCUUCUUUUGCCUCUCCCACUGCCCAUGGAGAGAUGCUGGAGCAUCAAGACCCUGUGCAACUCCAGUGUCUCCUAGUUUUAGGGGUCAGGGAACCAGAAGAAUGGCAGCAAAGCUCCCCAAACUAACAGAUCUUCCCAGACCUAGCCUAGCACCGGAGUGCAGAAGGGACAUGACUAAUGUUCUGCAGGGUCCUGGAGUGACCCGGGACCUACAUGGAUGGCUGGUGGCUUGGUUCACGCAGGAGAAAGAGGAAAGUUAGCAGCCAUGGCAGCCCAUAGGCAGCCUCUACCGGCAGUCCCCUCACCUGUGUCUUCUUCCCUGGCCAGUUCAGAGAUGCUUGUCACCCUGGAGGUCAGGCCGUAGGAGAGAAAGCAUCGAUGUUCCAGUCUUUUCUCACAAUCAGAAAUCUGCUGAGUAUUUCUGGGAAAUUGGACCCUGAGAAAUAAUGCACACUAGCAGGAAGAGAAGUUUCCAGAACAGAGAGAGGUGCUCCACAAACAUUGCUUUCGUACCCCACUCCUUGGGUCCUUACUAAAGCUUGAUAAUGAGGAAUGGUGUGGCUGUGAGCCCCAUGGCAGUACAGGUUAGGAAAGUCCCAAGAUGUUCCAGCGAACUAGCCCUUCAGGUCCAGGUAGCGGCCCCAGAGGGAAACCCGCUGCAAAUCUGAGCAGAGAAAAAUACCCACCAAUCGCCACAAGUGGGCGCACACAGCCCGAGAAGCUGCUGAGGGUCACCCACCCGUUUCACUCCCCCACCCUGCCCCAGCGGUGGGAGGGGUGUGGCUAAAGAGAAUUUAAGAGCCGCAGAAUGUGGACAGUCACUGGCCUCACACUCUUACAGCAGCUUAGGAAGUGCAGAGCAGAGACCCCUUGCAGUCAUAGAUUCUUAGAAAAGGAUUGUUUCCAGACCAAGGAGGACCAGAGCCAGUCUCAGAGCUGCUCUCCUGGGCCUCUGAGCACCAGGGCACCAACUUAGAUAUACAUACCAACAGGAGGUAGAAUUUCAAAUCCACAUCUAGUCAGUGUAGGGUUCCAAACUAGUCACUAGGCCACCAGUGUUCCCUGCCCACUUCUAUGCCCCUCCCUCGCAGGAGGGAGAAGUGUGUGCUAAGGGACAAGUUCAUCUGAAUAUCUAACAUCUGGCAGGGAGGGUGGCCACAGUUCUUUUGGCCUUUUCUCCACCACCCAGGAGGAGCCACACACAAGGCUGCUGGAUCUCCAAGGCUCUAAACAACUUGGCCCCUUAUUCCAUGAUAUUUCUUCCCUUCCUCCCUAAUCCUUUGUACAGGAUGGAGCACUCUGCAGGUGCUCAAUAAAUG